AUGUUGUUGCUUUACAUGAAAUAUUCGUUUCUGUUUUGGGUGCUAAUUGAUAGCAAUCAAGGUGAUCUUUUGCUGAUGCGCAAAAUUUCGGAGGACGAGACGCUGCUGCAAGUGGCAAGCUGCACACAGGACUGCCUGCAAGAGAAUCGCGCAACAUAUCCAGUUAAAUUGGGCUUUAAUGACUGUCUUGUCGACUGCCAGAAUAACAGCAACAUUUCUAAUGGAACGCAAGUGCACAAGAUACAGGAGAACUUUAUGUUGAGCCCGGUUUGUCGCACAGAGUCGGAGAUUAGCUUUCGCUUUGUCUGGGUGCAGCAUAGCAUAGCGUCAAAGCAACUAGCGCCAAAUGUAAUUUACAUUAUUAAGAUUGCAAAAGACGUAAACUUUAUAAAAGACACAACGGUUUACUUGUCAGAUGACAGUUUCUUUACGCUACCGAAUUUGCAAAACAAUACCAAGUAUAUGAUUACGACGCUGGCAGUGCAUGCAGAUGGUGCCUACUCGCUCAUAGGCAUCCAGGAACAAUUUGGUACAUUACGUGGUGGCUAUAAGCCCGACAAAAUGGGCUAUGUGCAGCUGCGCAGCUUUCAGCAGCAGUCGGACAAUUGGCAGCGCCUAGAGGCACAAGUGGAGUGGCAGCCAUCAGCAGAUCGCAAUUGCUAUUUUGACAUUUUGUACUACUCUACAAACAGCCAAAGCAUGGGCGCUAUGAUUCCAGUCAAUAUACGUGAUCCACGCCAACUCUACACUUACACCAUCAGCAAUAUGAGUUUUGGCGAGCAGUUAAAAGUGGGAGUGCGCACUAUUAACGAGAAGAAUAAUUUGGAGAGUCCAGUGGAAUGGAUUACAAUACAAGCGCCCAAUUGCCUUGAUUGGUAUAACUACAACUACACGCUAUGCGCGCCACUUAAGCCCAGCAAUGUCAGCGUGCAGCAGCUGCACAUGCAACAAAAUAUCUUGGCCUUGAACGUCAGCUGGGCUAUGCCCAAAUAUCUGCCCGAUUACUACACGCUGCACAUAUUCGAUCUGCACAAGGACAGCGCUCAGUUCACUUACAGGCUGUCGGGUCAAGCAAACUCAUUCUACAUUGCCAAUGUAACGGUUUUGGGCGCAAUCUUUGAACUGCAUCUCACAGCUCAUUCAGAGGGUGGGCUUAAUGCUACUUCUGUGCUAAUCAGCAAGGAUCCCAUGGUGACCUGGCAACAAAAGUUAAGCAUCUAUAUAGACGGCAGUCUGGGCAAGCUGCUACUCUUUCUCUUGAUACCCAUUUGCUGCAUUGCUGUGCUCUGCUCGCUGACUCUGUGCAAGCAGAAGGAGCUCAAGGAUUGCGAACAGUUGGAAACCAAGGAUUUGAAGAGUGCGCCAAAUCUAGCUGCGGACUUUCACUUGUCGCUACUUAACGAAAGCAGCUUAUUGGCCACGCUCUCCGUGGACGAGCACUUUGACGAUGAGCUGGAAGUGGAGCCACAUGAUGUUUUACUGCAGGACGUGCUAGGUGAGGGCGCCUUUGGUUUGGUGCGUCGUGGCAUUUACCAGCAGCGCCAGGUGGCCGUCAAGCUGCUCAAGGUUGAGCGCAAUGCGGAGGAUGUGCAGGCUUUCAAGCGCGAAAUACAAAUGCUCAAGGCUUUGGGCAGGCAUCCAAACAUAGUUGGCAUUGUGGGCUACUCCACCAGAAGCAGCGAGCACAUGAUGCUGCUGACCGAAUACUGCGGUCUGGGUAGUCUGCAAAGCUUUCUACGCAAUGAAUGGAAGUUUCGUCAGGAGUGCAAGAAUCUUAAUCAGCAGCUACCAGCAACAACUGUAAAUGACUCACAGCAGUCUUUACCCACACAACCAUUGAAGCAUUUGGAAUUUCAUACACGCAUUGAAGAGAUAAAUUGUUCCAUGCUGUCCACGCUGCUGGAGGAAACCGAAUCGGAAGCAGAAGCCGCCACAGACACUGGCGUUAAGAUUUUUAAUGCUGCAGCAAAUAAGGGCUAUGGAUUGCACGAUAUAGAAAAUGUUGAUGGCAAUUUAAUGCAGCCUACUAAUCCUGUCAAGAAUCGCGCUGUUAGCUUCGAGAAUCGCGAAUAUUUUUGUACACCGCAGCCUGAGAGUCAAAAUAAGACGUUACGAGAGCCACUUACAGAUGCAGAUCUCUUGGAUAUAGCACAACAGGUGGCCGUUGGCAUGGAUUUUCUGGCUCAGAACAAGAUUGUGCAUCGCGACCUGGCAGCACGUAAUGUGCUCAUUUCACUCGAUCGCACCGCCAAGAUUGCCGACUUUGGCCUAAGCCGUGAUGUUUACCAUGAGAAUGUCUAUCGCAAGUCUGGGGGCAGUGGCAAGCUGCCCAUCAAGUGGCUGGCCCUGGAAUCGCUCACCCAUCAGGUGUACACCAGCCAGAGCGAUGUUUGGUCCUUUGGCGUGCUGCUGUAUGAGAUUAGCACGUUGGGUGGGAUUCCGUAUCCCUCCAUCUCACCUGGAGAUCUGCUGCAGCUGCUGCGUCAGGGCCAACGCAUGAAGCAGCCCGAGAACUGCUCAGAUGAAAUGUUUGCCUUGAUGAACAACUGCUGGUGCUCCAUACCAGCGAACAGACCCACAUUUGGCGAACUCAAGCAACAACUGGACAUCAUGCUGCUUGCCACCAAGCAGCUGCCACAGCGUCUGCAUCAGCAGAGUAUCAGUACUGCUCCAGAUGCAUUAAAUAAUAUGCACAGCCGAGUGGAGCAACUGCCGCCAGAUGAUAGACACUAUUUGCAACCCUUGCACUAGCAUUGACCCUAAAUUUAAAACUGUAAAGUGUGUUUAUUUGUAAUUACAGUGCAAUACCUUCUAAGUAGUUGUUAAUGUAAAAUUGAACAAAGCCAAGUAGCUGCAAAACAUUUAUAAAUAUUAGACUAGCAACACUAAAUAGUUAAAUUUAUUUGGAAACAAUUUUAUAGUAAAGAAAGCUUAUACAAGAUACAAGCUGGACACCAAGGAGCGACAGUUGG
Molecule: messenger RNA, 2972 nt
Organism: Drosophila busckii
Lineage: Eukaryota; Metazoa; Arthropoda; Insecta; Diptera; Drosophilidae
Gene: tor
Product: tyrosine-protein kinase receptor torso
Exons: 11
Coding region: 1-2751 (916 amino acids)
Biological process (GO): positive regulation of kinase activity; protein phosphorylation; cell surface receptor protein tyrosine kinase signaling pathway
Cellular component (GO): signaling receptor complex
Molecular function (GO): transmembrane receptor protein tyrosine kinase activity; ATP binding
Source: RefSeq, a predicted model, not a curated record